Prionailurus viverrinus (fishing cat) is the source of this 4308-nucleotide messenger RNA. RefSeq names its product CCR4-NOT transcription complex subunit 3 (gene CNOT3). Gene Ontology annotation, biological process: nuclear-transcribed mRNA poly(A) tail shortening; regulation of stem cell population maintenance; regulation of DNA-templated transcription. Gene Ontology annotation, cellular component: nucleus; CCR4-NOT core complex; P-body. NCBI's taxonomy places the organism in Eukaryota, Metazoa, Chordata, Mammalia, Carnivora, Felidae. The record is from RefSeq and is a predicted model, not a curated record. Bases 1820 to 4063 code for a protein of 747 amino acids. The transcript has 18 exons.
GGGCGGGGCGGGGGGCUCCGUUCCCGGGGCCCGGCCCCCUGCGCGCCCCCAAAGUUUCCCCUGCGGCGAGAAGUCUACGGGGGUCAGGGCUGUCCUGAGCGGUACCUGCUCGGGGCGGGCUGCGUGUCCGCCGCUGGUGCUGUGGCCCCGAGCCCCCGGCCUGUGGUGUCACUCCCACUUAGCCUCCUCGCGGCUUGGUGACACCUUCCAAAGCUCCUGCCUUCGCCGGGUUGCAGACGGUGUCCUGCCCCUGGCAGUGCAAGCACCCCUGAUUCUAAGCAGUGCCAGCUUCUCCGAGCAGGGCUGUCCCCUCCCCCAGCAUUGACGCCCCCGCUGUUUGGGGACUGCCCCCAGCGUGUCCCUUUGCUGCUGCUGCUGCUACAUCUGAGUCUUCUGUCCCCCGUUCACAUAAGUCCUUCCAGAAGGCUGGGGUCCCGCCCCCCUUGGUGCUUGUGUUGGGUCCCCUGGCCGCGAGUGUGUGAACUUGAUGGGAUCCGGGGCUCGCCCUCCCCGCUCCCACACUCGGGGGAAUAGCUUCCUAGAUGUGAGGUUCCCGUGCUGUGACACGUGGGCUGUGCUGGCUGGGGUUGUGUUCUGUCCUCCGGGGGCUCCAGGGGCAGGAAACUCUCAGCGCUGCCCCCGCCCACCCCCCAGGGUCAAGGUUCCUGCCUCUCAGGUGUUGGUGCACUUGUCGUGGGGUCUGGCUGUGGGGGACCAAGGUUUCUGUUCUCGGCUGAGACGUGAUUCCGUGUGGUGGGGGAGAGACCCCGCUGUGGGCAGCUUUCCACAGUGGGGUUCCCAGGCCCCCCCAUCCUUGGUGUUGGGCCUCCCAGUGGGCAGAUAAGUACCUCCACCCCAGGGCCUAACACGUCCUUCCUCCACAGUGUCAGGUGCUCGGUGAGGAUGGCCCUCCAGCAUCACCUCCCAGUGGCCGAGCUCCUGGCUCACUGGGAAGCCUCUGCUUGGGGGCACAUGACAGCCCCCAGGGUUAGGGAUCCCCCCCCCCCCCCACAUCCCCCGGUGUCAGCUCCCAGGACUAGGCCUUCCACCCCUCCUGUGUGGUCCCUGCCAGGCCUGUGUGUGACUGCAUCCUCUUCCCUGAGGUCAGAUCUCGGAGGCUCUCCUUCAUCAGUUGUGUCCCUCAUUUACAUGGCUGCUGGCCCCCCUGGGCGUCUGGCACACUGCUCCUCGAGGGGAUCUGCUCUCAUGGACAGAGACUGGUUCCCAGGUUCCCCCGUCUUGUUGGAGACCCCUCGCCAUGAGCAUGCAGGCUCUUCGGUGCCUGAGCUGCCCCCUGUCUCGGCCACCUUUUGCUGCGGGGUCUUGCUGGGUCCCCCCAAGAGCAGUGGGGCUCCCAGCCCUUUAAGAAUGGAACUUCUCCAUGGUGGCACCUCCGCUUCAGGGCCCAGGCUUUCUUUCUCUCUGGUCCUUUGCUGGGGGAUCGAAGGUGUCUUGAAGUGGGGUCUCUCUUUAGAGGGAGGGGCUCCUGCCCCCGUUGUAUCCGCCCUGUCUAGGGGGUGCAGGUACCCUGGGCCCGUGGCGCCUCCCCCAGACCUGGUGUUGUCUUCUCUGGACCUCAGCUGUUCCCCGCUUGAGGAUCUGAGACCUCACCUCCCCAGGCUGGGGCUCUUGUCCCCCUGGCACCUUGCUUCUGACUCCUGCAGGACUUCUUGCUGCCAGUCUGUUCCCCUUUUAGGGGUAUCACCUACCCAUUGAGCCAGGUGUCCCAGCCCCUCAGUGUGGAGUGCCUCGUGUAGGGAUAGAAGCAGCGUCCGACUCCAGGAGAGUAUGAAGAGAGUGCGUCUGUAGGGCAGGGAAGAUGGCGGACAAGCGCAAACUCCAAGGUGAGAUUGAUCGCUGCCUCAAGAAGGUGUCCGAGGGCGUGGAGCAGUUCGAAGACAUUUGGCAGAAGCUCCACAAUGCAGCCAACGCGAACCAGAAAGAGAAGUAUGAGGCUGACCUAAAGAAGGAGAUUAAGAAGCUUCAACGGCUGAGGGACCAGAUCAAGACAUGGGUAGCGUCCAACGAGAUCAAGGACAAGAGGCAGCUCAUAGACAACCGCAAGCUCAUCGAGACGCAAAUGGAACGGUUCAAAGUUGUGGAGCGAGAGACCAAGACCAAAGCCUACAGCAAGGAGGGCCUGGGCCUGGCACAGAAGGUGGACCCCGCCCAGAAGGAGAAAGAGGAGGUUGGCCAGUGGCUCACGAAUACCAUCGACACCCUAAACAUGCAGGUGGACCAGUUUGAGAGUGAAGUGGAGUCCCUGUCGGUGCAGACCCGCAAAAAGAAGGGUGACAAGGAUCAGAAGCAGGACCGGAUCGAGGGCCUGAAGCGGCACAUCGAGAAACAUCGCUACCACGUGCGCAUGCUGGAGACCAUCCUGCGCAUGCUGGACAAUGACUCCAUCCUCGUGGAUGCCAUCCGCAAGAUCAAGGACGACGUCGAGUACUAUGUUGACUCGUCCCAGGACCCCGACUUCGAGGAGAACGAGUUUCUCUAUGACGACCUGGACCUCGAGGACAUUCCACAGGCGCUGGUCGCCACCUCCCCCCCCAGCCACAGUCACAUGGAGGAUGAGAUCUUCAACCAGUCCAGCAGCACACCCACCUCCACCACCUCCAGCUCUCCCAUCCCACCCAGCCCGGCCAACUGCACCACAGAAAACUCUGAGGAUGACAAGAAGAGGGGGCGCUCCACGGACAGUGAAGUCAGCCAGUCUCCCGCCAAAAAUGGCUCCAAGCCCGUCCACAGCAGCCAGCACCCUCAAUCCCCGGCUGUGCCGCCCAGCUACCCGUCUGGCCCCCCGCCCGCCGCCUCCGCCCUGAGCACCGCCCCUGGCAACAACGGGGCCUCCACGCCAGCAGCGCCCUCAAGUGCCCUGGGUCCCAAGGCCAGCCCAGCUCCCAGCCACAAUUCAGGCACCCCCGCCCCCUAUGCCCAGGCUGUGGCCCCACCGGCCCCCAGUGGGUCCAGCACCACUCAGCCCCGGCCCCCCAGCGUCCAGCCCGGUGGGGGAGGGGGCGGCGGAGGCAGCAGCAACAGCAGCGGAGGGGCAGGCACCGGCAAGCAGAACGGUGCCACCAGUUACAGCUCGGUGGUGGCAGACAGCCCGGCCGAGGUGGCUCUCGGCAGCAGUGGGGGCAACAAUGCCAGCAGCCAGGCCCUGGGCCCCCCGUCUGGCCCCCACAACCCCCCUCCCAGUACCACGAAGGAACCCAGUGCGGCAGCCCCAACAGGGGCUGGGGGUGUGGCCCCAGGCUCAGGGAACAACACAGGGGGUCCCAGCCUCCUGGUGCCGCUUCCUGUGAACCCCCCCAGUUCUCCGACACCCAGCUUCAGCGAGGCCAAGGCAGCUGGCGCCCUGCUCAACGGACCCCCACAGUUCAGCACCGCCCCGGAGAUCAAGGCUCCUGAGCCUCUGAGCUCUCUCAAGUCCAUGGCAGAGCGGGCAGCCAUCAGCUCCGGCAUCGAGGACCCUGUGCCAACACUGCACCUAACCGAGCGAGACAUCAUCUUGAGCAGCACGUCCGCGCCUCCAGCCUCAGCCCAACCACCCCUCCAGCUGUCGGAAGUGAACAUCCCACUGUCACUGGGGGUGUGUCCACUGGGGCCCGUACCCCUCACCAAGGAGCAGCUGUACCAGCAGGCCAUGGAGGAGGCCGCCUGGCAUCACAUGCCCCACCCCUCAGACUCCGAGCGUAUCCGGCAGUACCUCCCUCGGAACCCCUGCCCGACGCCCCCCUACCACCACCAGAUGCCACCCCCACAUUCGGACACCGUGGAGUUCUACCAGCGCCUGUCCACCGAGACCCUCUUCUUCAUCUUCUACUAUCUGGAGGGCACGAAGGCACAGUACCUGGCAGCCAAGGCCCUGAAGAAGCAGUCCUGGCGAUUCCACACCAAGUACAUGAUGUGGUUCCAGAGGCACGAGGAGCCCAAGACCAUCACUGAUGAGUUUGAGCAGGGCACCUACAUCUACUUUGACUACGAGAAGUGGGGCCAGCGGAAGAAGGAAGGCUUCACCUUUGAGUACCGCUACCUGGAGGACCGGGACCUCCAGUGACACCGGCCCCCCCCUCCACCCUCCCCUCCCCCCCGCAUGCUGAUCCCCCUGCCCAGGUGAGGGCCUUGCCCUGGGAGACUGGGGGAGGCCCCAGGCCACGGGGCAGCUCUCAUCCCCAGGAAGCAGCCCCACCCUGGGGGCCCGGGGGCGAGGGCUGCCCCCUCCUCCCCUCCCCAGUGAGGGACAUUUUUUGGUAAACCUAUUUUCAUUUUGGAAAAUAUUUAUGAAUAAAUAGUUUUAUAUGA